UUCCUAUGACGUCGCUCGCCUUAUAGGGACAGAGCCGCGCGGCUCCGGCGUUCAUUCAGAUAAAUUGCCUCUUCUCCGGAGCGGAAUCCCCUGCUUGAAUUCUGGGAGGGAGAUGCGAAGGCAGGGAAGGAGCCACAGAGCAGCAGGGUCGAGGCCGGGAGCGGCUUUAAAGGAAGCGGGCUUGGCUGUCUCUCGGGUGUCGUUGUUUCAACUAAUCACCCGCCGAGGAAGCUGAAGCGCCUAAGGGGCGACCCUUUGCGAGGCUACUUCUGAGAGGGAAAGGAAAGGAGCCAGAGGCGGAAAGAGCAAGCCAAGAUGAAGGUAACGGCUCUGGAUUCUCGUCGACUCAAGCAACUGCUGCGGAAGGAUCCCGCCCUGUGCCUCGUCCUGGACUGCAGACCGUACCUCUCCUAUUCGGCCUCUUGCCUCCGAGGGUCUCUCAACGUCAACCUCAACUCAGUGGUCAUCCGCCGCUCCCACGGGCGGCCCGUGCCUUUACACUUCGUGGUGCCCGACGAAACGGCCCGGGGGCGGCUUCUGCUCCCGCCGGCUGCUUGCUCGGAAGAAAGAGAAGACAGGGACGCCGCGCCGCCUCGAACCUGGACGGCCGUGGUAGUCCUGGAUCAAAACACCAGGCACUGGCGGAAGCUCAAGAAAGAGAGCACGGCGCAGAUCGUGCUGAACACGCUGUCUGCAAGCCUGCCGGAGGCUGGAGCCCGCGUCUGCUUCCUCAAAGGAGGUUAUGAAACGUUUUACUCACAAUAUCCAGAGUUCUGCAUAGAUGCAAAACCUCUGUCCCAAGAGAAGAUUGAAACUGAGAAAAACAUCAACGGCUUGCAUGAGAAGCAAUGCAUCCACCAGAAGCCAGCAUAUGAUCAGGGUGGUCCAGUGGAAAUCCUGCCUUUCCUAUACCUUGGCAGUGCCUAUCAUGCUUCCAAGUGCGAGUUCCUUGCCAACUUAAACAUCACUGCACUCUUGAAUGUUUCCAGAAAGAGUUCUGAACCCUUUAUUAACCAAUUCUGCUAUAAGUGGAUUCCAGUGGAGGACAGUCACACAGCAGACAUCAGCUCACACUUCCAGGAAGCCAUAGAAUUUAUCGAUUCCACCAGACGGGCAGGGGGCAAGAUCCUGGUGCACUGCGAAGCUGGGAUUUCUCGCUCUCCCACCAUCUGCAUGGCUUAUCUGAUGAAAAUGAGAAAAUUCCGCCUGGAGGAAGCAUUUGACUAUAUCAAGCAACGGAGGAGUCUGAUCUCACCAAACUUCAGUUUCAUGGGGCAGCUGUUGCAGUAUGAGUCAGAAAUUUUAUCUUUGGCUCCUAGCCCUCCUGUUGCAUCUUGCAAAAGGGAUGCGGUGUCUUUCUUCACAGAAGAGCUGGCUCUAAGCAAAAGUUUUCCCUUUCCUACCUCGGUUUUGAAUUCAGUACCCCUGCAUUCACCUGUCCAUCCACUAACGCUGAACUCUAUUGCUGCAAAUUCCUCAUGCUGGGCCCUCUUGGGAACAAGAGACAGUACAGUUCCAUGAGGUGAGGUGAUGAUAACUAGACAUUUCAUCUAUACGCAAUACAGAAGCCCUUAUUUAUUUCAUUUUGUUCCAGACACUGGAAUGACUGUCUACAUCAGAAGGGAAAAUAUGCUUUUAUGUUGAGGUGGAGUGGAGGAUGAGUUUGGUGUAUUGAAGCUCGGGUCAGCUAUGCAAUUUGGAGUUAUCACAUGCUAAAUUUAGCAAAUUCCAGGUUUUCGGCUCAGAUAAUCUGAGGACUCCACUUAGAACUUGGAGAUAUUGUUCCCAGAAGUAAAUGCCCCUCAUUCUGGAUAAGAACUUCAGUUCUGUAGUUCUUGGGUGGGUUACUGCUUUGAAAGAAAAAAUCUCUUCAGAGGAUAAUGUGUGCAUAUUUAUGAGUGUUUUAAAUAAUGUCUGAAAUAUUUGUGCAUUCACUACUGUAUAUCCAGACCUUGCUGGAUUAGAAAGAACCACAUUUUUAAAAAGUUACUCAGACCUGUCUGAUUGCUUCUUAGUUCCUGCCUCCUUCCCUCUUUUAAUUAUAGACAUGCGUUGAAGUGUAAGCAAUAAACAGCUGUGUCAGGAAAAAAAGCUGUAUCAAAAAGCACAAUUUACAAAAGAGCAAACCUUGAUAUUACUUGGUAGUGGCAAAAACUUGAAUGCUUGCCUUUUUUUUCUUUCUUUUGUGGGUUCCAAAAAUGUCAUAAUCUGCCAUAUGCAAGUGAAUUAGAAAGCUGGAAAAACAAAUGCCUUUCCCUUUGCACCAAUCAGCCUCCAUUACUUUGUUGGUAUACUACAGAGUUCAAGAUUAAAAUUGGACCCUUACUUGAAAGCCUCUGCUUCAUACUGUUAUCAGCAGAAUGAAGUAAAUUGGGGAGAUAAUUUCUAGUUAUUAAAGCUGCAAAACUCAUGAGGAUUUCAUACAUUAUUCUCCAACCCAGUCCAGUUAGAGCUGAAUUUUCAUCUGAUGUGCUUCUGCUGUUUUAACUAUAACCCCUGUUAUCAUGAGCCAGGAUUUCAAGGGGAUAACUUGGUGUGUUUUAUUCCUUAUGCUACAAAAUUGCUGUUUUCAAAAGACAGUGCAUUGAUUUUGUCAUAAUGCUAUAUGACUAUGUAACACAGUUAUAACACAGCUUGUUUGGUUUUCACAACUUGAGCAUACCCACCAUGUCUUAGCAUUAUAACAGGGGCUCUAUGAGCCAUUUGGUAAUAUGGUAAACCAUGGUUUGAAAAAUAUUAUCUUAAAGUUG
Molecule: messenger RNA, 2750 nt
Organism: Pseudonaja textilis
Lineage: Eukaryota; Metazoa; Chordata; Lepidosauria; Squamata; Elapidae
Gene: DUSP5
Product: dual specificity phosphatase 5
Biological process (GO): endoderm formation; negative regulation of MAPK cascade; protein dephosphorylation
Cellular component (GO): nucleus; cytoplasm
Molecular function (GO): MAP kinase tyrosine/serine/threonine phosphatase activity
Source: RefSeq, a predicted model, not a curated record